CGGCGGCGGCAGCGGGCAGUGCAGCUCCCAGGCGAGGCAGCAGGACGGGAGCCCGAGCGAGCUGCAGCCAGGUUGUGAGACAUGGCGCCCACGGGUCUCCUGUCCGCCUGAGGUUCGGUGCUCCAGGCCCCGAGAGAGCUGACGCAGAUCCCAGGCUCCCGGCUUGAGCAGGCUGUCCAGCCCGUGUGCCCCCGUGGCUGUGCCGAGCUGCCCACUUGCUCUUGAUGAUGGGCAUCGGCAAGAACACCACAUCCAAGUCCAUGGAGGCUGGAAGCUCGACUGAAGGCAAAUAUGAGGACGAAGCAAAGCAUCCCACCUUCUUCACUCUUCCGGUGGUGAUCAACGGGGGUGCCACUUCCAGCGGCGAGCAGGACAAUGAAGACACCGAACUCAUGGCCAUCUACACCACGGAAAACGGCAUCGCCGAGAAGAGCUCGCUUGCCGAGACCCUGGACAGCACUGGCAGCCUGGACCCCCAGAGGUCAGACAUGAUCUACACCAUAGAAGAUGUUCCUCCCUGGUACCUGUGCAUAUUUUUGGGGUUGCAGCACUACCUGACAUGCUUCAGUGGCACCAUUGCCGUGCCCUUCCUGCUAGCAGAUGCCAUGUGUGUGGGUUAUGACCAGUGGGCCACCAGCCAGCUCAUCGGAACCAUCUUCUUCUGUGUGGGAAUCACGACUCUACUACAAACCACGUUUGGAUGCAGGUUACCCCUGUUUCAGGCCAGUGCUUUUGCAUUUUUGGCCCCUGCUCGAGCCAUCCUGUCUUUAGAUAAAUGGAAAUGUAACACCACAGAUGUUUCAGUUGUCAAUGGGACCGCAGAGCUGCUCCACACGGAACACAUCUGGUAUCCCCGGAUCCGAGAGAUCCAGGGGGCCAUCAUCAUGUCCUCACUGAUAGAAGUGUUCAUCGGCCUCCUUGGCCUGCCCGGGGCCUUGCUGCGCUACAUCGGCCCGCUGACCAUCACGCCCACGGUGGCCCUCAUCGGCCUCUCUGGCUUCCAGGCGGCUGGGGAGAGAGCGGGGAAGCACUGGGGCAUCGCCAUGCUGACCAUUUUCCUAGUACUGCUGUUUUCUCAAUAUGCCAGAAAUGUCAAGUUUCCCCUUCCGAUUUAUAAAUCCAAGAAAGGGUGGACAGCGUACAAGCUGCAGCUCUUCAAGAUGUUCCCUAUCAUCCUGGCCAUCCUCGUGUCCUGGCUGCUCUGCUUCAUCUUCACGGUCACGGAUGUCUUCCCUCCUGACAGCACCAAGUAUGGCUUCUACGCCCGCACCGAUGCCCGGCAGGGCGUGCUCCUGGUGGCCCCGUGGUUUAAGGUGCCGUACCCAUUUCAAUGGGGCCUGCCCACGGUCUCCGCAGCAGGUGUCAUCGGCAUGCUCAGCGCAGUGGUGGCCAGCAUCAUUGAGUCCAUCGGCGACUACUACGCCUGCGCCAGGCUCUCCUGUGCCCCCCCACCUCCCAUCCAUGCAAUCAACAGGGGGAUUUUCGUGGAGGGUCUCUCCUGUGUUCUCGAUGGCAUAUUUGGUACUGGGAAUGGCUCUACAUCAUCCAGUCCCAACAUUGGAGUUUUGGGAAUUACAAAGGUUGGCAGCCGCCGGGUGAUCCAGUACGGUGCGGCACUCAUGCUGGCCCUGGGCAUGGUUGGCAAGUUUAGUGCCCUCUUCGCAUCCUUGCCAGACCCUGUGCUAGGAGCCCUCUUCUGCACUCUGUUCGGGAUGAUCACAGCUGUUGGCCUCUCGAACCUGCAGUUUGUUGAUUUGAAUUCUUCCCGGAACCUGUUCGUGCUCGGCUUCUCCAUCUUCUUUGGGCUCGUGCUUCCCAGUUACCUACGACAAAACCCGCUUGUCACAGGGAUAACAGGAAUCGAUCAAGUGCUGAACGUCCUGCUCACCACCGCUAUGUUUGUGGGAGGCUGUGUGGCUUUCAUUUUGGACAACACCAUCCCAGGUACCCCAGAAGAAAGAGGGAUCCGCAAGUGGAAGAAAGGUGUGGGCAAGGGGAACAAGUCCCUGGAUGGCAUGGAAUCCUACAAUCUGCCAUUUGGCAUGAACAUUAUUAAGAAAUACAGAUGCUUCAGCUACUUACCCAUCAGCCCAACGUUCGUGGGCUACACAUGGAAAGCCUUCAGGAAGAGUGACAGCGGCCGGAGUUCAGAUGAAGACUCACGGGCCACGGUAUAGCCCUAGCUGCGCCCUGUGGCACAGCCACAGCAAGGCACGUCCCUGUAGUUUCCCUUGAUGAGUAACAAGAAGUAAAAUCUCUGUCUAUCUGCAUUUACAUUCUGCACCCCAGAGCUAAGCACCGUGCUUCUGCACAGUGGGUGUGUGCGUGUCCCAUAUGGUGUCUCAGCUGACUCCUUUCUUGAAGCCCUUGAAACCCUUUGAGUGUCCACUGCUGGCCAUGGUCACUGAACUAGAAGUUGCAGCCUAUUCUGUGGGUGUUUUGGAAUCUUGCAGCAGUUCCUUGCUUCAGUCCCCUCCACCAUCCAGCGCUGGCUUUUCCAAACUGCCCCCAGGUCCCAGAAACCUUCUCUCAGAACCACCUGGAUGGGCUUCCUUUGCACUCGAUGUCAGCUUGCACCUGUAGAGAUCCCCUUCUCUGGCCCUGUAUCCUCACAUCGUCACAGUGGAUCGGUCAGGCAGUGUUAUGGUCCCCGUAUACCUGUAAGCCGGAAGGAGGCUGAUGAUCUGAUGAGAAACAGUGACGUGGCUGCCCUCAGCCCAGACGUGGGCUAGGGUAGGGUCUGGACAAAUACUGAAUGCAGUUCUUUGGUGGGUAGCACGUGGUAGGGGACGGAUUGGAGGAGAAGGCAAAGAACCCAAAGUUCAUAGGGUUCUCAGUUGCCCUUUCUCUUCCCACCAACCCUGGCCCCUUUCAGUGGCUGAGACACCUUAACGGGGCAUUGUUCGCUGAUGGCUGCCGUGACGGGUUCUCAGGCCUCAGCAGAGGGCGCCGCUCAGAUGUGCGUCCGGCUUGGCUCUGCUGUGACAGGUGUUCCCGUCACGCGUGUCUCCCAUUACGAGGUCCUCUUCCUAUUUAAUGUUAUUGACUCUAGCAGAUUUUUGAGAUCAGUGUUUUCCCCCUUGACCCUCUCCCUUUGCCUCCCUGUUACGUGUCCCCUGCCCUCUUACCCCUGUUCAGAGAAGAACCAGCAUUUAUAAAGCUGUGGACACCAUCAGGGAAGCUUAUUGUAAUGGCUUUUGAAGGCCAGUAACCAUCGUUGUGGUUGUGUUUUGUAUUGCUUGAUACCAUGAAAGUGUAAAUACUGUAAUUGCCUAAUCUAUUUAUCAACACUGACUACUGGACCAGAGCCCAGACACCAUGGGUCAAGUUGCAUGUGAAUUUGUUUCAUGAAGAAGGGGAGGUGGGCCUGGCCGCUAUCCGAGCCGCUGGAUUGGAUCGUGCAUCAACCUGCUAACUUCAUUCCUCCACUUCCUCUGUCACUUCUGGCUCCAGAAGACUUUCUGUGGGUUGUCACGUGACCUUGGCCUUGCAGAGGGGGAGGUUAGAGCAAAUACUUCCCUCCUCUAAGCUGUUGGCCGUAGGCAGUACCAGUAAGAAAAGCAGCCCCAGGCUUUGCCUAUUAAAAGUGCUCUCAUCAGUAACACUAGAACUCCCAACUGACAGAAUGACUCUUAGGAAAACCUGAGUCCCGGAGUCGAGCCCUCACCUCAGGGACUCAUGCUUGUCCUGGCUGAGCUUCGGUCAGCAGCAGGGGCUUCCAGAGGCAGCGGCACAUCGACUACCCCCAGCCCUGCACAGUCACCACCUUGCCGCAUCUGUGGUUGUGUGGCUGUAGCCCCAGAUCCCCGGACAGCUCAGAGCCAUUACAUUGUUUUGCCAAAUCUGAAGUAAAGAACUUAGAUCUAAAUUGCAUUUCCUUUUGUAUGGGUCUUGUUUUAUAUAUAUAUAUAUAUAUCUAUGUAUGUGUGUUCAGUGCAGUAACUCCGGAAACACGCUGGGCAGCAGUUCCCACCCUCUUCACUUGGUUAGCCCUUGAUGCUUUCCUGCAUCGUCUGCCUGUAGUUUUCUGCUGUGUCCGGUGAUGAGGGAGCCUGCCCAAACGGCCCAAACACGGGUAAUGGACCAGCCUGCCAGAUGAGUGCAAGGAGCAGGUGUGUAAAGAAAACAGCAGAGACACAGAUCAUUCAGGCACAAGUUCCCCCAACUUGACCUCACCAGGGCCAUUUCCUGCCAGUGUGUGCCCGUUAGGCAGAUGCCCACUGCUGCUGAGACCCCUUGGGUUUGAGCUCUGCUCCUCGGGGGCAGGGGAGGAGCUCUGCAGUCACCCACACCUCCAACUGGAAUCGGGAAUCUGGCCUUCAGUUCCCAUCGGGGCUUACACGUAAGGUUCUGUCCAAGAAGGAACUGGGGAAAGGGCAGCCUUACAGUGCUGAGUCCAGUGCUUUUGCAAAGCCCCAAGUGAUUGGAAGCCACCUGCGCACCAGAUACACACAUGCAAGCCAUUUUAGGGUCUGCUGCUCCUGGUAGCAGGUGCAUCACAGGAAGUAGUCUUCUCAUCUCCUGCUUGGGUAAAGCACACACAGAAGUUGUUAAGGAGAAACACGAUGUCUUGUGUGGGCUACACUUCCUGUGCAUUGGUUGGCUUGCAUUGAGGGGUAUGUGCAACCACUGUAUUUUGCCGAUAGGGUAUUAUCAAAUAUUUGGGUUGCAAAUUCCCUCUUGGGGCAUUCUGCCCCAACGUUCGCAAUGAUCACCUCCCCUCCACCUGUACAGGUUACCUGCCUGAGCCCUAAAAGACAGUGUUUAUGCUGGCCAUGCUUACAUGCAAAGCAGCGCACGCUCGGAUGGAUGGGAGAGAUGGCCAUAUCCACAGAGCGGGUGGGAACGGGGGUUCUCCCCACUGACUCACAGACCAAUGGAAAAAGGCUCUUUGCUCUCCUUAAGGAGUGGAAAGAUUCAGAUCCAUGGAUGCAUGCACACAGCGAAUCUGUUUCCGGGAGGUUUCUAAUAUUUCUAAUGUUCUUGGUACGUGUCUUGAGAUUGACCACGGCAAGUCAAGAGGCCCAGUCAAGCCUUGCGGGAGGAAGCACCAUGGGUCUUGGAAAUUUCCCUUUUUCAUGAUAACAAAUUCACAUGCAGGAUUUGCUUUAUGCUGUAGAAUACUGACUUUCAUGACAACUUGGUUUAUGCAUGAAUAUUGCAGUAUUUCCAUAUAGUAAAAUAACAUUUCUACCCGGGAUAAUAGUCACAGUUUUCCAGGGAGGGAAUGGUAUAAUUUUCAUGACAAUGUCAUGUGAUGAUAGAAGUUCUCCAUUGACGAAUCUCUAGUAUGUGUGUAUACUUUAUUUACCCAUAUGUGUAUUUUACAACCAUGAGCAAAGUCGCUGUCUCUUUCAUUCGUGCCCCUGCUGAAAUAUUGAUACUAGUGACUUAGAGUUGAAGUUGGCAAGUCUCAUGCCACAUGAGUGGCCAGGCUAGACGGAAGAUGCAGAAAGACCUGGUGGCAGAAGCUCCUUUCAGAACCCUCGUGCCACAGGGAAGGGGCUGUGCAAGCUGUGUGCCCUGUGCACAUGACUGCAGGCCUGCUGCUGCCCCGAGGGCCCCCUCGCCUGGCCAUCACCGGUUGCCGGCUCUGUGCAUCCAACCCUGUCCCUGCUGUGUCUCCCAUACCUGGGUCUACACCGAGCUUCCUUCUCUGAGAAGACACAUGUUGGCUUCUGGAGGAGCAGGGAGUGGAGGCUGUGUGUUAUGUUCUGUCAUCUUGCAUAUUGAAUAUAGAGAAUGGGGCGUCUCCCACCCACCACCCCUCGUGUGGUCAGAACCUGGUAGUCCCAGGUGGUCCCCGUCCACCAGUAGAAGCAUCCAGCUCGUUAGUGGAACAGCUCCCCAAACAGGCCCAGCCCAUGGGUGGGAAGUUCUGGACCUUGCUGCCCUGGCACCCACUCCCAGCUUCCUUACAUUAGCCGUGCGUGUGUGGCCACUGACUACCUGUGCACAUCCUCUCUGGUGCGGGCCCCAUGGUCUGAGAGAGAGAGAGAGAGAGAGAGAGAGAGAGAGAGAGAGACGUACCUGCCUGUCUGAUUGUCCUGAACACGGCAGGGUUGACUCCAUCUGCCUCUAGUUUUGUGACUGACUUUGGCUGUGUCCCUUCCCAGGGUCCUGUUUGUUUGUUAUUUUUAUUUUGCAUACCGAGGGGGUAUUUGGGGUGGGGUUGUUUUUUGAGAUGUGUAAUUCUUUUAUGGAGUUUUUAAAAAGAAUUUUCAUAUUGUUUUUUCUAACAUGGCUUCAUUAAACGUUUAAGUAUUUUAAAAAUAUGUAAUAUUUGGACCAGAUGUUGUGAAUAAAUAGUAGAGAUAAAGCUAUUUUAUUCUGUAUUUUUAAAACUGUUCCGUACAAAUAAAAAGUUCUCCUGGAU
Ochotona curzoniae (black-lipped pika) is the source of this 6376-nucleotide messenger RNA. RefSeq names its product solute carrier family 23 member 2 (gene SLC23A2). The transcript has 16 exons. Gene Ontology annotation, biological process: L-ascorbic acid metabolic process; transmembrane transport. The record is from RefSeq and is a predicted model, not a curated record. Gene Ontology annotation, cellular component: membrane. NCBI's taxonomy places the organism in Eukaryota, Metazoa, Chordata, Mammalia, Lagomorpha, Ochotonidae. Gene Ontology annotation, molecular function: transmembrane transporter activity. Bases 225 to 2177 code for a protein of 650 amino acids.